Molecule: messenger RNA, 3585 nt
Organism: Rhodofomes roseus
Lineage: Eukaryota; Fungi; Basidiomycota; Agaricomycetes; Polyporales; Fomitopsidaceae
Product: ferric reductase like transmembrane component-domain-containing protein
Exons: 4
Coding region: 440-3502 (1020 amino acids)
Biological process (GO): iron ion transport; copper ion import; intracellular iron ion homeostasis
Cellular component (GO): plasma membrane
Molecular function (GO): ferric-chelate reductase activity
Source: RefSeq, a predicted model, not a curated record
GGGCGUGAAUUUGACGAGAGGCCGGAUGAUCUGGGUGGGAUCUCGGAAGAGGGAGACCGGCGACAGGUGCGCGCCUGUGGCGGGUGGCACACCUUAACGGGAGCCGUACACCGACGUCUACGCGAAUACGUGCAGAGGGAAGCAGAUGUGUCCUCUCUCUCGUUGAAUUUCCCUCCUCUCUCUCAUGCCGGCCGCCGGCUCUCCCUCCCCGUAUAAUAUCUCCAGCCUAUUCUCCUCACCGCCCCCGCCCGCCGCCUGCGCCUUAGCGACCUCUGCACGCUGUCUGCACGCCCAGACCCCCUCGCACUCGCGCCUGGACCCCUCUACGCACAUAGUCCAUCCCGGCAAACUGUACUUGGCUCCCGGGUGGUUCCAAGACGUACCACCAGCCCGUCCGAACAUAUAGAGCGCAGGCAGACCCAGCGCGCCGCCAGACUCCAUGGCUACGCUCAGCACGACCUCCCUGACCCCGAACCCAACCACUCCGUACUUUGCAGACGACCGGGAAUGGAUCACCGCCUACCUCACCAUCCACGUGCUAACCAAGAACAGCAUGGCAUAUGCCUUCGUUCUGUGGACCGCCUUCGCCGCCGUUGUCGUGCUGUACGCCGCCUUCCAUCUCACUGGUAUCCGCGGGGGUUGGCUCGGCGCCCUCUGGAGCAAGUGGGCACUGCGCCGGAGGACAUGGAGGAAGAAGCAUGCUCUUAAGCUUGCCCAGCAGAGAGGCCAACCACAUAGCCAGCCCCUCCCCCUUCCGUCCAACGCCCAAAUCCUCACGCUCACUUUUCUUGUCUGCGCUACGCUGGCUGUAUCAUUUGUCGGGCCCGACUACUUCGCUCCGGGCUCUAAUCUCCUCAACGUGCACAACACCACUUCCGUGCUUGUAGCCAGGGCUACUACGCUCGAUCUCAGUGCCCUGACGAAGUACCAACCUGCCUAUACCAUCCGCAAGGCGUGGUGGACGUCUGGCAACAGGACGGGUGUCAUUGCUUUCGCGCUGUUCCCUCUGUGUGUCCUUCUCGCUCUCAAGAGACCCCCGUUCGCCAUCCUCUCGCUGCCGUUUGUCCUGCACAUCCACUUCGACAAGCUCGCCUGGCUACACAAAUGGAUCGGCCGUCUCAUCUGGUUCUGCUCUGCGAUGCACGUCGCUCUCUGGAGCGUGCAGUUGAUUCUCGAGCACAGGCCGAGCACCGGCAAGAUUGUCUACACUUACGCAUGGGGCUACACCAACUUCAUCUACGGCUGGAUUGCGUUCGGGGUAAUGACCUUGCUUGUAUUCUCCUCAUUUCGACCGAUCCGACGACUGCAUUACGAAAUCUUCUAUGGCCUUCACGUCCUCCUCGUCCCGCUCACGCUCAUCUUCAGCGCGCUGCACCACCCGCCGGUGUGGUGGUGGUGCUGGGGCGCGCUGGCGGUGUGGGUGGGCGAGCGGGCGUGGAGGUUCGUGUGGUGGCUGAACACAAAUGGCUACUUGGAUGCUAUUCUGGGACCCGCACCCACCAAGACGCUCGCACAACCGCCCGUCCGUGCGCCUCUCCCGCCCGAGCAGCUGGAAAUGGCCCGCCUCGGCUCCCCGCUCUCCCCGCACCCUCUCCUCCACCAGAGCUAUCCGAACUCGCCCGCGAGUCACGCCAUGAGGCUCGGCGCAGACAUCGCCCUCGCGCGCUCCGCGAAGCUCUCGUUCGGCGCGUCAGGCAGGUAUGUCCCACCCGCAGGCUUCGCGCACGCCGAACUCCUCCCUGGGCGCACAAUCCGCCUCCGGCUUAUCACCCCGGGGUACUUGCCUUGGGCGCCUGGACAACACUUCCUCGUCCAGUGCCCUGCUAUAUCCCGCCUAACGACACAUCCCUUUACAAAUGCCACUAUUUGCGACCAGGAGGCGCCGAACGAGGAGGGUCGGGAACUCGUCUUCCUCAUCCGCGCGAAGAACGGGUGGACCAAGCAUCUUUGGGACGCGGUCGCGACGAUGAUCGCUCGCGGGCAGAACCAUACGCCUGGCGUGCAACUGCCCGUGAACACAAUCGCGCCACCAAGAGGCGUGCUUCUCCGGACGUUCGUCGACGGCCCCUGCGGGUCAGCAGCGAGGGCGCGCUGGGGCGAGUACUCGACAGUGCUCCUCAUCGCGGGCGGGUCUGGUGUCAGCUUCGCGUUGUCGGUGCUGCAGUUCAUGACGCUUUGCAUGUCCGGCCGGGACGGGCAGUAUCUGGGCGGCAAGAAGGGUGGCUGGGGCCAGCCCAGCUUCAAGACGAAACGUGUCCGCUUCGUAUGGCUCGUACGCGAAUUCGGUCACAUACAGUGGUGUGCUACACUGUUGCGUCGCUGCAUGACGAUGAUACCUGCGCCUGAGCUUCAGGUCGACAUCUUCGUCACGAAUAUCAAGGCUCGCCCGAAGCAGCAGCCACAGCCAGCGCUACACCGCGUGCCGUCCGACAACGACGUCCUUGCCCCGCCCGCGCCUCGGUUUGCGCGCCAGACACACCUUUCGCCGAACGAGCGUCCCGCGUCGGUCGCGUCUGUUGACAGCGACUACGAGUCGGACCCGGAGAGCUGUGUGGACCUCAGCUACUACACGGGCGAGUUUCAUGAGGAGAAUGGCGAGUUGGGGCAUGAGGAACAUGUGCUUGACCUGACGAACUUCGAGGGUGACGACGACACGGCGAUGCCGGGUGAGACGCAAUUCAACCAGUCGGUCAAGCGGGAGGGCAGGCUGCGAAGAGCAGCGUCGCAGCGGGCUGCUGGCCUCUUGAAGUCGAAGAAGAAGAAGCGCGAUAGCCGGAACGACCACUAUCCACCGAUGCAAGCGCAAGGCUCCUCAGUCCGUCUUGUCGACCGGAAUCCCAGCGACGAUAUGUCUCUUAAUUUCGCACAGGAACAACGUCGAGACACACUGCAUCCCAUCCAUACCGACGUCGAUACACUAUCGCCAGCGAAGUCACCAACAUCCGCACUACCCUAUUCCCCGAUAUCACCAUUGUCCAUGCAAUCACCGCACUCAACACUCGUCCCCAGCUCCUCGACCAGCACCCUCCAAGGCUUCUCGGACUCGCCCACGCCCACGCACAAUCCAAAGCGGUCGUCAGAGGUAAGCAUGAGUGUGCCCGGUCCGUCUGGUGCAUCCGGACACGUAAUGACGCGUACACUUUCGAAUGCUUCGCAGAUGAGCGCGUGGUCCGAGGCGGGCAGCCUCGCGGCGCUGAUCAGCGAGGUGGACGUGCCGCGCAGCAAGAGCGGCGAGCAUAUCAAGCUCGAGCUGGAUGAGCAGGAGAUGCAGGAUGUCGGCUUGCUGGCGGAGCACGCGCGCCCCGGGAAGCCGAAGCUGGAUAGGAUAUUGGCGGAUGAGGUGCAGCAGGCUAAGGGUGCGAUUGUGGUUGGAUGUUGUGGGCCUGUAACGCUCAAUGCCGUCGUGCGUAAGAUCAUCGCGGCACAGAUCGACCCUGGUCGGAUACGCCGGGGAGACAUGAGCGGGUACAUCACGUUGAUCUCGGAGGACUUUGAUUACUAGUACCUCGCCCGUUCGCCUUGCCUUCGCCGACCUUAUUUCUAGCCGUCGCUCGGCGGGCCCCUUCAACCAUUACAUAUGUUUAU